This is a messenger RNA of Raphanus sativus (radish), 1767 nucleotides long. RefSeq lists its product as uncharacterized. The record is from RefSeq and is a predicted model, not a curated record. The transcript is spliced from 8 exons. Lineage: Eukaryota; Viridiplantae; Streptophyta; Magnoliopsida; Brassicales; Brassicaceae. Gene Ontology annotation, molecular function: chromatin binding. The coding region runs from base 123 to 1682 and encodes 519 amino acids. Gene Ontology annotation, biological process: DNA-templated transcription.
AUUACGUUCAUUUUAAAGGUGUGUGAAUAUACAUAUAUACUACAUACACGUUCUAUCAUAUUCAUAUCUUAUUAAUUUUCUCCAGUCUCUUAUUCACACAGGGAGGAGAAGGAGAAAGAAAGAUGGUGUUGUCUCGGAGGUUAGCUCAGGUGUCCUCGAGUGACGACGAAGAGAAAUCUGUACGGGAGACGAGGUCUCAGGGACAGAACUCAAGGAGACUUGAGAAAACAAUGGAGGGAAAGAGGAGGAAGCAUAAUAUGGUGAGGCUGUACGACGAGGAAGAGAAGGAGAAAGAUGACGAAGAUGAGGAGAGGGAAGGAGGAGGAGAAAAGCUCCAUGGCGCGAAACCGGUUGGUGAGCCGGUUAAAGUUACGGGUAAAGGCAGAAGGAGAAGAACCCAUUAUGGGCAGUUCGAGCAAGGCGGUCACAGAUACAAGCUGGAGGAUUCGGUGCUAUUGUAUCCAGAACACAAUAGUGAAAAGCCUUAUGUUGCCAUUAUCAAGGAUAUUACCCAAAAAAUAGAGGGACGCAUGAUGAUUCUGGGACAGUGGUUUUAUCGUCAAGAAGAAGCAAAGAAAAAGGAUGGUGGAAACUGGGAAACAUAUGAUACACGAGAACUGUUCUACAGUUUCCAUCGUGAUGAGUUCCCAGCAGAAUCUGUGAUGCAUAGAUGUGUGGUGUAUUUUAUUCCAGCUCAUAAGCAACUUCCGAAACGCAAAAAGAACCCUGGUUUUUUCGUGCGAAAGGUGUAUGAUACUGAUAACAAGAAGCUGUGGGAGUUUACUGAUAAGGUUUAUGAAGUUGCAAAACAACAUGAAAUUGACCUCCUUGUGGAAAAGUCAAUGUUGCGAUUGGGUGAUCUUCCUGACCUUGAAACUGAGGAAGAUUUAGAGAAGGCUAAUAGAUCUUCCCGGAAAGAAAACAUACCUUCUGUUUAUGUUAGAAAGGAGGAAGAUGAGUAUCAUUCUAUCCUACGCAAGUUUAAUUCACUUACAAAUGAUGCUCAUCGUAACAAUUGUUUGGCGAAGCUUCUGAAAGCAGUCCACAACAUAUGCAUUAACGCUGGUGAUGAAGCAAAUGUGGGUUCAGCUGAAUCCCAUCUUCAACAGGCUGAUGAAAAUGGAUCUCCGUCAAAGAAUGAGAGUUUUCUCUGGCCAAAUGCUGCUGUUCCUCGGGUCUGUGCUCUUGAGAUGGCUUUACAUGUUUCUCUUGCAUCGGAUUAUUCUAAAUACAAUCAAAGGAUAAGGGCAUUGGCAUUCAAUCUGAAGAACACCGCACUUCUGGCUAAACGACUGCUCAAUGGGGAGUUAGAACCUGCCAAGAUUUUGAAAAUGUCACCCAUUGAGUUAAAGGAGGGCCUAACUCAUGAGGAAACACAGAGGAAUGAGCCUGAUGAUGCGGAACGAAUGCAGAUGACUAAUGUAAGAUGCUCGAGAUGCAGUGAAAUUAAAGUUGGCCUGAAGGGCAUCAUUCAAGCUGGGCAUGGAGAUUGCUAUCAGCUGGAGUGUAUUGCAUGUGGACAUUCCUGGUAUGCCUCAAGGGAUGAGGUAUCAACUCAGACUAAAGACAGUGAACAACCUGCCCUGGGCACAAAGACUGCAGACGUUGAGAAGAAUUUAACCAGUCCUCGUGAAGUGAGAAGAAAGCAACAGAAGAAUCAUCGAAGACAACCAAUGGCUUGAAAAAAACCAAUGGCUUCAGGAUUGUUUUUUUUUCUAAAAAAAAACAAUCCUGAAGCCACCAAGUAAAGAAAGAUUGUUUAGGGUU